AGCUCGGGGUCCUUCUAGUGUUCUGCUCCACACCCUGCUAACACUCAGGGUCUAAAGCUUUGUUUAAUGUGGGUGUGGGUGUGCGGGGCUUGAUGGAUCCUAGUUGGCAUCAGGACCGUUAGAACUGCGGUUUCUGCUGUUUGAAGUUCUGGAGAAGUUCUGCUGUCCUGUCGCAAUGAACACUUGGAGUGUUAAUCAGUGACAUGAAGAAAUCUUUGCCACGGCGAUGCCGUGGUUGCCCUCAGCAGUCUUUACCACAACAAGGGCAUGGUAACCGCCAGAAUUUGUUGCCACGGCGACAAUGCCGCCGUUAUGAGGCGGAAGCAAAGGAAGCGUGUGAUUGGCUGAGGGCAGCGGGAUUCCCCCAGUAUGUACAACUGUAUGAAGCUGGUCUGUUUCCCAUUGACAUCACCUCAGUCAGGCGGGACCACGAGUUUCUGGACCAGGACUCUGUGCGAGCGUUGUGCAGGAGGCUGGUGACCUUGAACACAUGUGCGGCUAUGAGUCUAGAGGUUCACUUCCAGUGCAAACAGAGUGAGGACUCUGAGGAUGACGACGUGUGUGCUCUGAGCUCUCGUUGGGCGUUCCAGCGUGAGAGUAAAACUUGGUCCCGCCUCUGUACCGUCUCCCCUCCCCCUGACCCCCGCGGUAAUGGGGUCACAACCCUGCGGCCCUCAGCCAGCAGUGACAGUGUGCUGAGUGACUUCAGUCACCUGGAUGUGGCCUCACUGACCUCUGACCUCAGUCUCAGUAGCCUCAGCCUGGACAGCACCCGGGAAACGACCUCUCCGGGGAUCAUGAACUUUAGCAAGGUCAUGCAGGGUGAGAGGUCAGGAUCAGCAUGCGCGUCGUCCAGUCGGGAGGCAGUCCAGGAUGACUCCCCAUCUCCGCCGUCCUCCUGGAUCGCGCGAAGACGUGAGAGACCGGUGGCCACCACAGGCAUUUCCACAGAGACGUGGCAGCAGAAGCUGGUACUGGGCUUACCAGGCCGGAGCGCGAACAACCGCACCGUUACCAAGGAUACUGCCUGGAAGUCGCACACGAUAUGUCGGAGCAACGUUAGCCAACCGGCAGCUCCGUUCCAGCCUCAGAGGGCGUGUCUUUACCUGGAAGACUACCAGCUGGCGUGGGAGAGGUCAAAGGUGACCAAUCGCAGCGAGCCCAGACUCAUCCAUCUCCCGUCCGACCACAAACCCGGAACCUUCCCCAAGUCCCUGUCCAUGGACAGCCUCUCCCCCUCCUCCCACACUCAAUGCAGGGACCGGCUCGGCUGGCCGCUCGAGGACGGCGACUUCUCUCUGGGCGGCAGCAGCAGUUGUAGCGACUCGCAGGACUUCCUGUCGACCGGCUCCGGGAAGAGGCGGAAUUCCGUUAGCUCGAUUGGGAGCGUCUACGACAACGUUCCGGAGGUGUUUACGGUGAGCCCAGAGGACAGGAGUGCGUGUGAUGGGGAGACGGCCGUCCAGGACCUGGACGCCAUCCUGCACGACCUGCAUGGCCUCCAGGACAACAUCGACCAGUGGUCUCGCACCCUGAGUCAGCAGGACCGAAAGAGCGGGGCGGAAACUACGUUACCCAGCAGCCCCCAGUACGAGGACAUGGGCACAACGGCCAGUGAUUACGAGAGCGCAGGAACCUCGCUGCACGAAGGCGAGGCCGACGGACACGUGAGAGAGAGAAGGGACUCUGGGAUGGGCGCGUCGCUCACACGGCCUAGCAGGAAGCUACGCUGGCACAGUUUCCAGAACUCUCACCGUCCGAGUGUGUCGUCGGCGUCUCAGGAGAUCAACAGACAGUCGGCGGCUCAACUAAACCUGCUGCAGAAACACAGCCUGCUGCGUCUGACAGCCAUACUGGAGAAACACUGUGAUACUGGGAGACACGACAGGAGAUGGGCAGUGCCAAAGUUCAUGAAGCGUUCCAAAGUUCCUGACUACAAAGACAAGCAUGUGUUUGGGGUUCCAUUAAUCAUAAACGUCCAGCGCACUGGUCAGCCCCUCCCCCAGAGCAUCCAGCAAGCCAUGAGAUACCUGCGCAGUCAGUGUCUGGAGAAGGUGGGAAUAUUCCGGAAGUCUGGUGUUAAAUCCCGUAUCCAGGCAUUGCGUCAGCUCAAUGAGAAUUCCCCGGAUCAUGUGACCUAUCAGGGCCAAUCAGCUUUUGAUGUAGCAGAUCUGCUAAAACAGUAUUUCAGAGACCUGCCAGAACCCAUCCUCACCUCCAAACUCACAGACACCUUCCUACACAUAUACCAGUUUGUGUCCCUGGAUCAGAGACUCCCUGCCGCACAGUCUGCUGUGCUCCUCCUCCCAGAUGAGAACAGGGAGGUGCUACAGACGCUCCUCUACUUCCUGAGCGAUGUAGCCUCCGCCCCCCACAACCAGAUGACGGCCGAGAACCUGGCUGUGUGCCUCGCCCCCUCCGUCCUGCACCUCAACACCUCCAGGAGAGACCCCGCCUCCCCCAGGUUAAUCACCAUGAAGGGCGGAGCCAAACCAGACUACAAGGACCUGAGUGAAAACAUGGCUGCUACCCAGUGCUUGAGUCACAUGAUAACAGAAUGCAAGAAACUGUUUCAGGUUCCUCACGAUAUGAUGCUCCAGUCCCGUAACUCCUACGUAGCCGCAGACGCUCAGCCGCUGCCUCUGCAUGGUAUUGGUAUGAACUCCCGCGGUGAGCAUGUGGACUACAGGACGUACCUUCAGGACAACAUCCAGUGUCUGCUGCGCGAGACCUCCGAGAGGUCCAAGGGCUGGCACAGUACACCUGGCCCAGAGAACACGGAGCUGGCCUAUAAGAAGGUGGGGGAUGGGCACCCAAUUCGCCUGUGGCGUGUUUGGACAGAGGUGGAGGCGCCGCCCACCGUGGUGUUGCAGCGUGUGCUGCGAGAGCGCCACCUGUGGGACGAGGACCUACUGCACAGCCGAGUGAUUGAGAGUCUGGAGGAUAACACGGAGGUGUUCCACUACAUCACAGACAGUAUGGGCCCCCACCCACGCAGGGACUUUGUAGUGCUCAGGCGUUGGUGCACAGAUCUGCCGCGGGGGGCGUGUCUUCUUGUGUCCUCUUCUGUUGACCAUGACAGUGUACAGCUGGAGGUGGGGCUAAGGGCGGUCCUUCUGACGUCACGCUUUCUGAUUGAGCCGUGUGGGAUGGGGCGGAGUCGUCUAACGCACUACUGCAGGGCAGACCUACGGGGUCGCUCUCCUGAGUGGUAUAACAAAGUGUUUGGACAUUUGUGUGCAGCAGAGGUUGCUAGGAUACGGGGCUCCUUUCCUGUCCUCUCAGCAAGAGGACCUGAGACCAAACUCUGAGAUGCAGAGAUGCUGGUGGAAGAGACCAGCGUAGCUCUGGAGAGUGCCAACUUAUCACCUCUCUCAGCGCAGACCAUCACAUGGCACUAGAUGAUACUGAGACCAGUACAGACAUUCAUGACUUCAGUCUGACUUGGAGAGACCAGCCUGAGAUGCCUGGCCCACCGUGGUGAGACCAGCACGGUAGCAGAUAUCCGUUUGCACAUGUAACUUUCCUCACAGUACUGUGUGUGUCUGUGUGCGUUCUUGUUGUUACAUUUAUCAAGCAGCAUUACUGUGAUUGUAAAGCAUAAAGAGGUUAUCAGAGGUCACUGUCCGUCUGUAGGGGAUGUUUCACUGCGUUGUCCUGCCCUGGGAAUGCUGGGAUAUUCCCUGCCUCAGCUACAGAAGGCCUUUGUAAUUUGAUGGAUACGAUGAUUCCAGUUGCUGAGUGGAGUGUUUUGAGUCAGUUGUGUGUGUGUGAACUGCAUUCAGCUCAGAUGUGUUGGGUUAGGUGAUUUUGGCCAGGGUUGUGAAUCAAAUGUGUUGAUUCAGGUGAUCUGAAUCAGGUGUGUUCAUUAGGCUGAAUCAGGUGUGUUCUGACUCAGGUGUGCUGAUUAGGCUGGAUCAGGUGUCUGUCUUGUUUUGGUAACUCGGUGCCAUUUCAUGUUUUACUUUACUUUCAGUUUCACUGAUGAUGAUAAUCACAGAUCACCCAAGAACUUAAUCAUUAUGAGAAGCACUAAAUGUAAAACUGGUCUCAGGUCAGCCAGGAAGGACACUUCUUCCUCUGUAUUUCAGUGAUUUAUUUCAAUUAACUUAUUUUUUAUUGUUGUUGCGUUUAUUAAUUGUAACAUAUCAUUUUUCAAGUCUAAUAAGGUAAUAAAUGUAAUAUUUAAAAGUACAAGAUGCCUAAGAACAGAGAUUAUUGUGCCUUUCUUUAAAUCACCUUUUUCUCAUAAAUCUCUGCUGAAAAGUUAAACUAUUGUGAAAUUAACUCAAAAACAAAGAUAUUAAAUAUACUUUUGGUUUUCUUUUUUUGUUGUUGCAUUGUAUUUGUAUUGGGGGCCAUGAGGAACAGGAAUAAACUAUUUUUUCUGAGGCCUGGAAAA
Molecule: messenger RNA, 4402 nt
Organism: Electrophorus electricus (electric eel)
Lineage: Eukaryota; Metazoa; Chordata; Actinopteri; Gymnotiformes; Gymnotidae
Gene: stard8
Product: StAR related lipid transfer domain containing 8
Biological process (GO): regulation of Rho protein signal transduction; actin cytoskeleton organization; signal transduction
Molecular function (GO): GTPase activator activity; lipid binding
Source: RefSeq, a predicted model, not a curated record